UGUAGCUUCUACUUCUGAGAAAAAGCUAACAUUAGCAUGGAUUAGCAACCCUGUUACUGUGAUUGUAGUAGGGUUAGCAAACAACAAAUAAAAACUGUAAUAAAAAAUUGUACCACUGUUGUGUAAGCUGAGCCAAUCAAGCCUUUGAUAGUUUAUUAAAUAUUAUUGAUGAAUAUAGAGCAGAAAACUGCAGAAGAGAACGUAUAUUUUUCAAAAAAGAAAAAAAUCUGAAUCCCAAAUGUCCUCCAAUUCUGGAAAGGCCUAUAUAAUAAUUGCUGACAGGGCUAAUGGAAUACGAGGAGAGAUGGAUGUGAAAGUGAGCGAAUCUUUUCAGUGCUUUUCUCAAGGAGGAACUCAUGAAUUCGUCACGGACAGCUACCCGGACGGCAUGGAGAGACGGACAUGUGCUGAAUCAGGAUGUGCACUGAAGUACGACCAUAAACAACAUGGAUUUGUGAUGUAUCGCAGCUGUGUGAACGGUAUGAUGUGAAUCCAUAAAUAAUGUCCGAAGCUGCUCUUGAAGAAGUUUCUGUUUUAUCGUCCAUAUACUGCGGAGAAGGAGAGUUCCAGCUCAUCCAGCAGUCUGCUCAGGAUGGGCUUGUGGUCCAAAUCAACUGUACUGGAGUUGGAGACAGAGGGCUGGAUGUGAGACUGGUGUUUCACCUGCACCCUGACUACCCUUCAUCCCCGCCCCACAUCUCUGUCUCUUCUACUGGUCUGUCCAGGACUCAGUGUCACAACAUCAGACAGAAGUUGCAGGAUCGAGCUGCAGCGUUAGUCCCUGAACCAAUGGUUCUUCAGCUGGUAGAGUGCUCACAGCAGUGUGUGGAGGUGACAGAGGAUGGAAGAGAAGGCAAUGAGGCAGUGGAAGAUUCAAAAAAAGAUGAGUGGGCUGCAGUGCUAUUGCUGGACCACAUCCGAUCUCGAAACCGUUACAUUGGACUGCUGGAGCGCUGGAGCCACCAACUGCAGCUGACUGGAAGGUUAUUACUGGGACAGAGCAUACUGGUUAUUCUGCAGGGAUCGAAACCUGACAUCAAGGAAUUUUGUCGCCGGUUGAAGACGGUGAAGGUGGACGUGGAUUCUUCAGGCAGGAAAUGCAAAGAAAGGAUGAUGAAAAUUCUCAUUGAAUCCUCUUGGUCUUUCUCCCGUCAACAUUGUUUCCAGGGUUUUGUAGUGAAGAACUACCAGUCACUCUCAGAGCUGCCUGCAGCCUUUGAGGAACUCCACAUGACUGAGCUUUACCAGCAGAUACUGCCAUUAUUAAGUGACUAACGGAAGACACCCACAAAGAAAGCACUGGCUAUCACAAUCCUGAACAAAUGUAAACGCUACAAGUCUCCCCCCAUACCAAAGUACGACACAACAGCUCUGGAACAAACACAACGGAGAUGAUGGUCAGAAAACCAAAGUUUUGUGAUUACUGGUAUUUAGUCUUGAUUGUCUUCGAUAAUGGAUUUGCUGACCACACAUCAUUGCUAUUACUUGUUGUUAUGGUAUGUGUUGUACUAGUAGAGUUCAUGUGGGUUGACCCCAACAGUUUGGUCAAUAUUUGUGCAAUAUUUCUGUCACUGAAAUAGGAAAUGCUCUUUUUAGAUUCAUUUUCACAUUGAUUUUUUUUUUGCACAAAAUUACUUUUGUAAUGUUGAAUACAGUCUUUUCAUUUUUUUCCCCUUAUGGUUAAAAGUCGGGAAACAACAUUUUGAUGUCCAGUCUGAGAAUGCUUUUAUCUACCUAAGUGAGAUCAUUUGCAUUUUGUUCCACCUGCUUUGUUAUUUGCAGUUCUUUAGAGAGUUUAGAUUAAAGAGGAACUAAAACUA
Molecule: messenger RNA, 1820 nt
Organism: Acanthochromis polyacanthus (spiny chromis)
Lineage: Eukaryota; Metazoa; Chordata; Actinopteri; Pomacentridae
Gene: rwdd3
Product: RWD domain containing 3
Exons: 5
Coding region: 502-1275 (257 amino acids)
Biological process (GO): positive regulation of protein sumoylation; positive regulation of hypoxia-inducible factor-1alpha signaling pathway
Molecular function (GO): protein binding
Source: RefSeq, a predicted model, not a curated record